This is a messenger RNA of Pangasianodon hypophthalmus (striped catfish), 3619 nucleotides long. It is a transcript of the gene p2rx3b, whose product is annotated as purinergic receptor P2X, ligand-gated ion channel, 3b. Gene Ontology annotation, biological process: monoatomic cation transmembrane transport; response to ATP. Gene Ontology annotation, cellular component: plasma membrane; nuclear inner membrane. The coding region runs from base 247 to 1476 and encodes 409 amino acids. NCBI's taxonomy places the organism in Eukaryota, Metazoa, Chordata, Actinopteri, Siluriformes, Pangasiidae. The record is from RefSeq and is a predicted model, not a curated record. Gene Ontology annotation, molecular function: ATP binding; purinergic nucleotide receptor activity; extracellularly ATP-gated monoatomic cation channel activity. The transcript is spliced from 12 exons.
GAAGACCCGCAACACACCAACAGCUCUCCAUCUUAUUUCUGCUUUUGUCUUGAUAACAGUUUCAAAUGCUACUGAUAAGGAAAGUUUUUUCAUAAUACGCUUUUGUUCCUUUGUUGAAAGUUUCAUGACUUGGAUUUACAGUUAAAACUCAAAGAACUGGAUUUUACCAUUUUGCCUUUAACAUCAAAGGAAAAGACACUGGUUCACGACAGUAUAGUGUAUUGUUUUUACAGUGGUGUGUGAAAGAUGUGGGGCUGUAUAACAGAUUUCUUCACUUACGAGACGACAAAGUCUGUGGUGGUGAAGAGCUGGACCAUCGGCAUCAUCAACCGAGUUGUUCAGCUGCUCAUAAUCUCGUACUUUGUUGGUUGGGUAUUUUUGUAUGAGAAGGCCUAUCAAGAGAGAGACACUGCUAUCGAAUCAUCGGUCAUGACUAAAGUGAAAGGAUUUGGAGAGCACCACAAUAAAACCAUGGAUGUUGCUGACUUUGUCACACCUUCACAGGGGGCCUCAGUGUUCUGCAUCAUUACUAAACUCAUCACCACAGAGAACCAGGUGCAGGGCUUGUGUCCUGAGAGUGAGGGAAAAUUUAAAUGUGAACAUGAUGACAACUGCACAAAAUUAAUGACAAAGCCAGGCUCAAAUGGUUUGUUGACAGGAAAGUGUGUGAGCUAUACUGGUUCUAUGAAAACUUGUCAGAUCAGAGGAUGGUGUCCUGCAGAGGUAGAUGAUGUCCCAAUAACGCCCAUGAUGGAGGUUGAGAACUUCACCAUAUUUAUCAAAAAUAGCAUUCGCUUUCCCCGCUUCAACUUCACAAAAGGAAACUUCUUACCCAACAUCAACAGCAGUUAUAUAAAGAAGUGCAAUUUUGACUUUGAACAUAACAGUUACUGCCCUAUAUUCCGAGUGGGAGAUGUGAUCCGGUUUAGCCAUCAGAACUUCACCACGCUGGCUAAUAAAGGUGGAGUGAUAGGCAUAAAGAUAGCCUGGUUGUGUGAUCUGGAUAAAUCAGAGGACGACUGUAAGCCUGCAUACUCCUUUACUCGCCUGGAUUCCAUGUCUGAGAAAACCAGCGUGUCGCCAGGGUACAACUUUAGGUUCGCAAAGUACUUUAAGAUGGAGAAUGGGACGGAGUACCGCACUCUGCUGAAGGCAGUUGCUAUCCGAUUUGAUGUGAUGGUCAAUGGAGAUGCAGGGAAAUUUAAUAUGAUCCCAACUCUAAUCAAUAUGGUGGCUGCCUUCACUUCGGUGGGCGUGGGGGCCGUUCUUUGUGAUAUAAUUCUUCUGAAUUUCCUGAAAGGAGCUGAUCAGUACAAGGCAAGGAAAUUUGAAGAGGUAUCAGAUGCACACAUUGAAAAAUCACCCUCCUACAUCAGCGGCAUGUAUCGGACUAGAGAUCACAGCCAGCUGUCAGUCAGACCUGAAGACAAGUUCUCUAAUGAUUCAGGGGCUUUUUCCAUCGGCCAGUAUGGUUAACAACAUCAUCAGAACUGCUUCUAGUGACACUUAAACACCCCGCACAAUUUCACUUGUAGCUUAAUAUAAAUAUGCACUGUAAAUAGCUGUAAGGUAUCACAUUCUAGUACUGAUUUUAAUAUACAAGGUGUCCUUUUAGUAAUAAAGCACAGAUUUCACAUUCAAGCAAAAAAAUGUUAAUAAUGUACACUAAUGAUCAACGAUUUACUAUAUAUGCAUAUUCAUUAAAGCUAUGCAACAACAUACAGUAUAUGCAGUUGUGCAGUGAUGAAAGAUUGUUAAACAAAUCAAUAACAUAAUUAAUCAGGUUGGUACAAACUUCUGACUGGUACAGUAUGUGCAGAAUAACAUGUUUGGACACAAAACAAAAAGAAUUUUGCCUUUUAAAAAUGCAGCAAAUCUCUCUCUUAUUUUCUGCGAAUACCUCACAGUAAACGGUCCUGUUUGUUUAAAUAAUGCCAGUACUAGCUAUUUUCCAUAGUUAUAACCAUUAAGUAAAUCUGAAGGUAAAAUAACUGAGUAAUAAUAACCUCUGUAAUGUUACUACUAAUUCUACUGAGUAAUAAUAACCUUUAGAAAAGGUGUUCAUAUUUGAUAUGAUAAUAACAAUAAAUUAGUAAGGAAUAAAACACAACAAGGCAUGAUGUUAUAGGAAAAUAAUAAGUGAUGAUUUAGUGUGAUGUUGAUCAUUUUCCAAUAAUGGCAUGUCUUGAAGUGUUUUAUUCCUCUUACACCACAGCAAUUUGCCAACACUAACAUUUUUAAUUAGAGAAUGACAUGUUGUACUUUUUAAUCCACUUAUAGUUACCUUUAACGUUGUGGAACAUCCAUAAGAAAAGUUAGUUCCUGCUAUCACUUACAUUAAUGAAGCUAUAAACAGUCACUCCCUCUCCACUCUGUCUGAAGUCAGAGGAAAACUUAAAGUCACAGCUUUACCUCUGACAGCCAGAGACUGCCACUGGAGACUACUUCCAAAAAUGCUAAAUAAACAUUUUAACAAUCACACACUUUUUAAAUCCAUUUACAUGGAUUAACCAAUUUACAAGUCCCUGUGCAGGUUGAUACUAUAGAAACAAUAGCUGCUGUUAUAGAAAAUUAAUCAACAGGAAAAUUCAAAAUUCAGUAGUGCUAUGGAAUAAUAAAUAAUAAAUUGUUGUGACUGCUCAUCGUUUUGGUAAUAGAUCUAUUACUUUUGGGACACCCUGUAUUUAAACGCUUCAGUGUCAGAUGUAAUAUCUGCAUGGUCAUUUUCAGGCCUAUAGCAAUAGAAGACCAAAGUAACUUAAAGCAUAAAGUAGCACUGUGAGUAGAAGUACAUCUGAAUAUCCACAAUUACACAAGUAGUACCACUAUGUAACAAUUUAGUAAUAGAGAUCAUCAUAUUAAUACAAUCUUAAAUAAUAUUUGAUGACAGGGUUCAAGCCUUUACGAGCUAUUAAUUAAUUAAAAUGAAUGAACAUAAGCAUCAUCGAUACUGAAUUAAAUAGUUAUUUUAACUCUCACUUUAGGUACUCUCUUAGGUAGCUAAUUUCUAUUGCAUGUGUUUAAAAAAAUCACACUGUUACAUGAAAUGGUAGAAUUGGGGAGAUUGGAGGCACUGGAAAAAUUUUGUUUGUAAAGAAAAACAGCAUUGUGGCUCAGAUUCUUGUAGAAGUGUGUGUAGUUUUCACCUGAAACUGUUUUUUCUGCUUGUCAUUGCACAAAAAAUCAUGUGCUCUCAAAUCAUGUGCUCUUUUUUGUUAAGUGGAACUUCACUAUUCACUAAUUUCCACUAUAUUUUCUAAAUCAAUGUGUUUGGUAAUUUUAAGAUGUUGAUUUUAAGAUGAACAAAAUUUGGGAAAUUUGGGAAAAUUUCAUACUAAUGCCUGACAGCUUAGUUCAACUAUAAUAUGGAUCUGCUGGAGAAAUAAAACAGAGAUGGCUGAAAGAAUGUACUUGGAGGAUGUGAAUACUGAGAAGUACUAAGAAAUUGUAAAACAACUUAGUAAGCUGUGGGAAUUCAAUGCUGUAAAUCCAACUUGCAAUAAGACAGUGGUUUAAAAGUUGGAUGUUUUAGUAUAUGUGAUCAACCACUUGUGUAAUCUAUAGUAUGUGUAAUCUGAGUAAUCUGCACUAGUAAAUAUAUCAUAUCAAAGCAACACAA